AUGCCCGACACCAUGGUAGAGCCACCAGCCAAACGCGCCAGACGAACGGACAGCUCUGCAAUGUGGGAUAUGAAUGAUAAUAGCACGCGGUCUGAUGGUGAAUCUAAGGAAUCUAGUGGUACCUUGAGAAAACCAGCAACAGGCAGUGAGGAAGUCUCCAGGAACGGGUCCUCUAGAGGGGAACGGCGAGUGCGAUCUCGAUCUCGAUCUCGGGACAGAGGAGAGAGACGGCGAGACAGAAGCUGGUCAAGGGAUAGACGACCGCGAGAUUACCCACGAGAUACCCGGAGGGACUCUGACAGAGAUGGUAGAGGUGUCAAAGGUCGGGAGAGGAGCUUAAGCAGGGAGAGAUACAGCUCACGUCGUGACUAUACGUCCAGAUCCAAAAGACACCGCGAGAGAUCGUUCAGCCGGUCGCCGUCGAGAUCACGCUCUCCUGCACGGAAUGGCCGUAGAGCCCGCUCACGGUCACCCGCCCGGAGAGGCGGACUUGAUCGCGCGGAUACAAAACACAGCCGACACGGAGAACCCAGCAGAGAACCCAAUGGCGUAGCUAGCUCUGCGCGACCGCCGACAAAGUCCGGCCGGCAAGACGAAAUGGAGGUGGACAUACCAGACGAUCCAGACGACCUUGACCAAGUGAUGAUGAAAGCCAUGGGAUUCUCCUCCUUUAAGAGUACACAGAACACUAAGGUCCCGGGAAACAACGUCUCCGGUGUCCGAAAGGAGAAGAAGACACAGUACAGACAGUACAUGAACCGUGUGGGAGGAUUCAACAAACCGCUGAGUCCAACUCGAUGA
Molecule: messenger RNA, 801 nt
Organism: Nannizzia gypsea CBS 118893
Lineage: Eukaryota; Fungi; Ascomycota; Eurotiomycetes; Onygenales; Arthrodermataceae
Exons: 2
Coding region: 1-801 (266 amino acids)
Biological process (GO): RNA splicing
Cellular component (GO): precatalytic spliceosome
Source: RefSeq, a predicted model, not a curated record